AUGGCGGCUGAUAACACGGGCGCGAAAUCGAGCUCCGCCGCGGAUUCUUACGUUGGGAGCUUGAUUAGUUUGACAUCCAAGAGCGAGAUCAGAUACGAAGGCAUCCUUUACAAUAUCAAUACAGAUGAAUCCAGUAUCGGACUCCAAAACGUCCGAUCAUUUGGAACGGAGGGAAGGAAAAAAGAUGGUCCGCAAGUUCCUCCAGGUGACAAAGUUUACGAGUACAUAUUGUUCCGUGGGACUGAUAUCAAGGAUUUGCAAGUCAAAGCUUCUCCACCUGUUCAGCCUCCACCUACUUUGAAUAGCGACCCUGCCAUCAUUCAGUCUCACUACCCUAGCCCGGUUCCAGCAUCUAGUACUAGUAGCUUGCCUGAUAUGAGUUCUCAACAACCUGGACAACAUGGAAUGGGGUUUCAGAAUGCAAUGCCUUUGUAUCAGCCUGGUGGAAACCAUGGUUCGUGGGGAGCAUCACCACCACAACCACCGCCAAUGUAUUGGCAAGGAUACUACACUCCACCUCCUCCCAAUGUCCUUCCCCAAAUGCAUCAACAGUCUCUGAUUCGACCCCCUCACGGGCUGCCAAUGCCCACCUCUCUGCAGCAACCCCUUCAGUAUCCUAGCUUUAAUGCUCCUCCUCCACCUAUUGGUUCAUCAAGCUUGCCGGAACCACGCUCUUCGUUGCCUUUCUCUGGUCCACCUAUGGCGCUGUCUUCAAGCCUGCAAUCUCCUCCUCUAGCUUCAGAGAUGGCACCUCCUUUGUUGUCGAAUAAAGCUCCUACUGCUCUGCCUCCUCAGGAUACGAAUUCGCUUCCCUAUUCGCUAUCAACUACUAGAGCCACCGACCACGCAAGUGCUGGCCUUCCACUGUCUAACAAGCCGAGUGUAGUUACUGGUCCAGUUUCUCUGCCGCAGACAACACCAUCUGCUCCUGUUGCUGCUGGAGCUUCCAGCUCUAUCAGCCAAGAUAAGCCGAAACCUUUGUUGGUUACUCCUGGCCAACUGCUGCAGUCUGGAUCUUCCGCAGUCUCUUUACCUCCACCCUCUAAAAAUGCGGAUAAAGAUGUUGAGGUGGUUCAAGUAUCAUCAUCAUCCGCUGGGUUGGAACAAUCUGCUCCGAAAACAUCUGAAGCACAACCUCCAAUACUGCCAUUGCCUUCUUCCGCAAGGCCAAAUGGGCAUUCUUUCCCAAACCACAAUGGUUACAGAGGACGUGGGGGGAGAGGAAGAGGAAGAGGAGCAGGGAGAUCACACCAGGUAAUGAAGUUCACCGAAGAUUUUGAUUUCACAGCAAUGAAUGAAAAGUUCAAUAAGGAUGAAGUAUGGGGUCAUCUUGGGAAGAGUACCAAUGGUGAUGGUGAUGGUGAUGAUGAUUCCCCAAUCGUACAUGAAGCUGAGCUGCCUAAGAUUGAGGCCAAACCUGUUUACAACAAAGACGACUUUUUCGAUAGCCUCUCAUCAAAUUCCAUUGACCGAGAAUCCCAAAAUGCAAGGCCUAGGUUCGCAGAGCAACGGAAACUGGAUACUGAGACAUUUGGUGAGUUCUCAAGAUUCAGAGGAGGUCGAGGAGGGCGUGGUUAUGGUCGGAAUGGUCAUUCACGUGGCGGUUAUGGUGGACGUGGUUAUGGCGGUUAUGGUGGGCGUGGUGGUGGCGGCGGCUAUGAGUAUGGUGGUCGUGGCCAAGGUAGAGGCGUAUCAAAUCGUACUUCCUAG
This is a messenger RNA of Microthlaspi erraticum, 1710 nucleotides long. NCBI's taxonomy places the organism in Eukaryota, Viridiplantae, Streptophyta, Magnoliopsida, Brassicales, Brassicaceae. The record is from the annotation of a GenBank genome assembly.